AUGUCGACGAGCUUCUCCAGCGUGAGCAGCGACGAGUCGAUCUCAACUGAGGAUUCCUGGCUGCCGGACAUUCCGGAAGUCUCGCCAAUCGGACACAAGGUCACGAGGAUCGUCAAAACCGACGAGCUGGACGGCCUUUUCCGGACCGUCUACGGGUACCUCGUCAAGUCCCUCCGCGACGAGAAACCGCUGCUUGACGAGCAGAAGUUCGUCCUCGUCUCCAAGAUCCACUUCUUUUUUAGGGGCAUGAGUCUGCCCUUCAGGGGUCUUUUAUUUUCUUGUUCUGUUACCACUAGCAUGCUCCCCUAGAGUGGUCACUUUUGUAAGUUUAAGUGACCCUGUAGAGAAAGGUAAAGUGGUCCCUAGAGGGGGACCUUCAAGUGUCCCAGAUAGCCUUUUCUUGGAAACUAGAGCUUUUUGAAGACUUUCUAGUCUUUCGGGAAUAUUUUGAUGAACUUUCAGAAAGCUCUGAGAGGCCAGAGUGGUCCCUAGAGAGAUUAGGGAGAAAGCAGCUCCUUAAGGGGACAAAAUAGUGCUCCCUAUAGGGGCAUGAGCCUGCCCUUCAGUGGUCUUUUAAUUUUUUCUUUGUCCUAAUUUGGAAGACCUAUUAAAAUACCAAUAGCAAGCUCCCCCUAGAGUGAUCACUUUUGAAAGGUUUAGUACCAUCUGUAGGGGAAGGUAAAGUGGUCCCUUGAGAGGAGCCUUCAAGAGCUCCUUGGAGAUCCUUAUUUUUUUCCGAAUCUGAUCCUAUUCCGAUGGUUUUUCCCCCUCUACUCUAAAGGCACUUUCCAGUCGGCAUCUGCAAGUCGGUCAAGCUGCUGACCGACGUCAUCAACGCGUACGGCGAGGUGAAGCUCAACGGCUUCGUCAUCCAGCCGGCGCCAGAAGCCGGCGACGGCGACCGAACGACCUGGCUCCGAUACCAAGUCACCUGGCGCGAGGUCAAGGAGUACAACGAGUUCCUGGAACAGUGCGAGGAACGAAGCAUCUGCCAAAUCGGCGUCAUUUCGAGGGACCUCAAGGGAUCGCCGGCGUUCCUCGUCGCGGCCGUCGACGUCGCAUCGCAGUCGCCGGCGAAGCAAGACUCGCAGGACGUCGUCGUUCGCGCCCAGUUCCCCGGCACGACCGCGGAAGACUGCGCCUUGGCUGCCCUCAUGACCAACUCCUUCGAUGGGAAGAUCCUCGGAGGAGAGUUCUACUUCGAGACUCCGCCCAUUUUUGAUCUAGCCAAUGUCCGCUGCCAGGCUAUCAGAAUGGCUUGA
Messenger RNA from Caenorhabditis auriculariae, 1262 nucleotides. The record is from the annotation of a GenBank genome assembly. Lineage: Eukaryota; Metazoa; Nematoda; Chromadorea; Rhabditida; Rhabditidae.